Molecule: messenger RNA, 1616 nt
Organism: Boeremia exigua
Lineage: Eukaryota; Fungi; Ascomycota; Dothideomycetes; Pleosporales; Didymellaceae
Exons: 4
Coding region: 125-1495 (456 amino acids)
Molecular function (GO): protein binding
Source: RefSeq, a predicted model, not a curated record
UGGUAAGCAGCUAUCUCCGCGCCCCACUCUGAUUGCCGAACUGGGACGUCAAGACGUCGUCGAGCUGAGACAUCGACUCCAGCUUGUACUAUCUCUUGUACAUCCGACUAUACACUAUUUCAAUAUGACGGAGCUUCUUGAUCUUUGCUAUGAUGUUCUAAUCCGUAUACUUGAGGAGAUUGACCCACCUGACCUUGCCACCUGUGCUCAAGCUUCUGUGGGGUUCAAUGAGUUUAUAAAGAAGAACACCAGGCUAUACAAGGCGCAUUAUCUGAAAACCUUUGACGAUCCUCGUCGAAGACCGGCUGACCCGGAGCCGGAUUGGGUGCUGGAGCUCCAGAGAGCUAUUCGAUGCCAAAAGAUCCUUGAGUCAGCCGACAAUGACCUCAAGCGAGAUGAGUUUGAAUUCGUGACAAAAACUACCCUGUCGCUGGUAGCCACUGCCUCUAUUGACAAGCUUGGCGUAUCCUUCAACCAGCAGCUGCUUUCGGAGCUCUUUGACUCAAUCACACAAAAUCGAGAUGCAUUCAUGUGUCGGUCAUCACUGUAUGCGCGUGCUGGAACCAAUAAUCAGAAGCCCGCAGAAGACGAAGAAAGUCGCCAGUUGAGUGCGAAGCUGCAAUGCUUGUUCGGCAUCACAUCGACCACCGGAGGACGGAGAUCCCUAUCGACACAUCCUUUUGCAAGAUCUAACGUAUACGAUCUGCGCAACUACACUGACAAAACACAGUGGGGUCCCUUCCGAGACGACGGAAGCUUAAGAGUCAACUGGGAGAUGAUCGAAAGCCUCAUGAUCGUCCUAGGAUACAGCUCUGGGCUUUGUUGCCGUCGCUUUCUCACCAGAUUCAGACCACCAUGGACUAACCCCUUUGAAGGCGUCGUUCCAGAGCGAGCGCAGAUUCUGCCACAGUACCCAGCGUCACUGCCUAAGGAGAUCGAUAUCCCGUUGAAACUCAGGGAUCCUUACAAUGUCUCUGGUGUCUGGUCACGCAUCGUCUGCUUUCUCGACUACAACGACCUCUACCAUUUCAACUUCGACGAGGAUGCUGUACGCUGGCCGUCCGACGAGCCACGAGACCCAAUAGUUACCGAGGAAGCGAUUCGACACAUUAUGAUGGACAUCAAAGUCACCGACGUCAAGCCCGCUGGCCAGUUUGACAACGACGCGCUACCAGUGGUGCAUUUCGCCGGUGUGUCGCGGUCAGUCGAAGCGUCCUGGGAUCCUAAUGCGAACUCUGGUCUCCGAGGAACUGUGCGUCUUACACACGAAGGGGAAGUGCGGUGGCAGACCAUCUCGGUAUUUCACGGAGAAGAGAGAUGGCGCAGUGAUGGUAUUCAAGUUGGUGGACUGCGAUCUGAGCGCGGUGUGAUUGGGACCUGGUUUGACAAAGACUUUGAUCCGCAUGGUCCAGCAGGGCCGACAGCCUUCUGGAAGAUAUCAGAUCAGAACCUGGCCGACGAAGACGAGGAGGGCGACGGUCUUCUGGGUGCAUAGCAGGGCUAGGGAUUGAAGGCGUUGGAGUCUACAAUGUGGUCGAGUGUAUUAAGGAUGUACUGUACACGAACAUGACGCCCACUUUUCAAGACGCACAUGCGAUGUCGUCAAUGCUCUCCGA